CGUUACGUAAGUUCCACAGAGCAGGAAGUGUGAUGUGGCUCUGACUCGCCGACAAAAAUGUCAGCUAUUUUCAACUUCCAGUCGCUGCUAACAGUGAUUCUCCUCCUGAUCUGUACCUGUGCCUACAUCAGAGCGCUGGCUCCAAGCUUGCUAGACAAGAACAAGACCGGGAUUCUAGGGAUUUUCUGGAAGUGUGCCAGAAUAGGUGAGAGGAAGAGCCCCUGGGUGGCUUGCUGCUGUGUCGUCAUGGCGUUUAGUAUACUGUUUCAGCAGUAGCAGUCCGAAGGAAGGCACAAAUGGAAACAUUGGGGAAAUGAACAGACAGCAAGGCACGAACAAUACGAUCCUAGAAGCACAACAGGACCUCUGGUGGUUGUCACUUAAGAUGAUGUAAAAACAGAGACUUGUCACCACUCGUCGUGGCCACGGAGGGAGAGAAUGUGUGUUUGUGGGUGGAGGGGCGAGGUGAUGGCCCCAGAGUGUGUCUCGAUCCCUCCACAGACCUCCAGGUCUGUCCUUGUGUUUGCUCAUGAUGUCGAAGGUUUACUCCAGUUGUAUGUGUGAUCAAAGGAUAGUUUGUCCAAACAUUUCAAACAGAUUUAUUUUUUUCCCCCUCUAAGUUUGUCACAAUGGCAUCGAUUGUUGAGAAUCCUUCACAAAAAUCCUCCUUCAUGAAUGUGUAUAGGUAAUUCAGUCAUUCAGACUUUUGUUUGUUGUAUCUAAAAUGGUGAUGAUAUUCCAUAGCAAACAAACUGGUAUUCUAGCUCUCAACAUGUCAAAUUGUCCUACAUAUUUGUCGCCGGGAGCCGCUGAUGUUUUUAAAGUCAGUCAGUUUGUCACUAUUUAUUAAAGAACCUUUUUGGAGA
Messenger RNA from Limanda limanda (common dab), 866 nucleotides. RefSeq names its product transmembrane protein 167A (gene tmem167a). The coding region runs from base 58 to 276 and encodes 72 amino acids. The record is from RefSeq and is a predicted model, not a curated record. Lineage: Eukaryota; Metazoa; Chordata; Actinopteri; Pleuronectiformes; Pleuronectidae. The transcript has 4 exons. Gene Ontology annotation, biological process: protein secretion; intracellular transport.